AUGCUGCUGAAGAGAAACAGCAGACCAGGUCCUCAGGAGAGCGGUUCCUCUGAGGAGCUGCACAAGGACCCCAACAGAGCACCUCCUCACCAGAACCCGCGGGGCUGGUGCCUGAGGGAGAAAGGACUCAAAAAACAACAGAAAUGCAGUGGCUUCAAACAACAAGCUGUGUUGCCUGACACUGCUCCUGAGGGUCAGGAAACCGGGAGAAGCUUAACUGGAUGGCUCUGGCCUAGAGUCUCUCACGAGGCUGGGAUUCCGACAUCGGCUGGGCUGCAGUCUCCUCUGGUGCUUGACGAGGCAGGAGCGCCCACUUCUAACUCACUCACGAGGCUGUUGGGAAGGGGCCUCGGUUCCUCUCUGGCUGAUAACUGA
Molecule: messenger RNA, 375 nt
Organism: Rangifer tarandus platyrhynchus (Svalbard reindeer)
Lineage: Eukaryota; Metazoa; Chordata; Mammalia; Artiodactyla; Cervidae
Source: the annotation of a GenBank genome assembly